Molecule: messenger RNA, 4155 nt
Organism: Alligator mississippiensis (American alligator)
Lineage: Eukaryota; Metazoa; Chordata; Crocodylia; Alligatoridae
Gene: ZNF668
Product: zinc finger protein 668
Exons: 3
Coding region: 63-3389 (1108 amino acids)
Biological process (GO): regulation of transcription by RNA polymerase II
Molecular function (GO): RNA polymerase II cis-regulatory region sequence-specific DNA binding; DNA-binding transcription factor activity
Source: RefSeq, a predicted model, not a curated record
CCACCCCACCCCGUGUCCCCCACCCGUGCACACACCUCUGUCCUCCCAUCCAUCCAUCCAUCAUGCCUGCCUGCCUGCCUGCCUGCCUACCUACCUACGGUCUGCCCAUCCAGCCGUCUGCCCCGCAUGCCCUCUGUCUGUCUCUCCGUCCACGCGCACACGUUACCCAGCGCUCUGCUCGCCCACCCGCCCAUCCCUGCACCCGUCGGGCUGUCCAUCCAUACGCCCCUGUGUUGCCCAUCGAGCUGUUCAUCCACCCGUCUCUCUCUCCGUCCACGCGUGCCCCCGCGCACACGCCUGUCCGUCCGUCCAUGCACACGUCUGUUACAAAUUCCCCCGCAGCAAGGGUUGAAAGGAGCUCAGGGCUCGCAUCCAGUCCAACCGCCUGCUUCGCCUCCGUCAUCCCAGCCGGGGCUCUGUCUACCCGGGUCUGUCAUCUCUCUGUCUAUGCCUACUCCAUCCGUCUGUCCAUCUCCAUACAUCUCUGCAUGGGCAUCCAUACACACCUCUGUUACCCAUCCGUCCGUCUGUCCCCACACACCUCAGUCCAUUGCUCCAUCCGUGCACACCGCCACCAUCCAUCUCUCCAUGUAGACCUCCUCCCUCCUUCCACUCACCCAUGCACCCAUCCAUCCAUCUCCACACCCAUCCGUCUGUGUCUGCAUCCAUCCAUCCAUCCAUCCGCACACAUACCCAUCUAUUCGCCCAUCCAUCCAUCUCCAAAGACAUCUCUCCAUCCAUCCCUCUAUCUCUAUCCAUCCAUCCCCACACCACUAUUAUCCAUGCACCCAUCCUAUGCACCUGACCUAUGCAUCCCUCUCUGCCUCCAUCCCCGUAGCUACCCCCAGCUCCCUCUCUGCCCCACGGCUUCUCCACCGGGCACCAGGGCGCCCCGGGGUCCCCCGAGACCCUUACCAGGGUACCGCAGGCACCACCCCAUGAUUCCUGAGGUAGAGCAGAGGCGCCGGGUCCCAGCCCAGCCGGAGGGCCCGGCCAGGAUGGAUGAGGCCGGGGAGGCCAGCGUGGAGGUGAAGCUGGAGGGCGACUCCUCCUCCAAUGAGGAAGAGGAGGAGGAGGAGGCGGCGGCAGCCGCAGGGGCCUCCUAUGCCCGCUGCGGCCGCCGCUACAAGUGCCUGGCUUGCGGCAAGACCUUCCCCAAUGUGCCCCGUGUCCAGCGCCAUGCCCGCUCCCACGCUGCCGGCACCGCGCCACCUGCCCACCCCUGCCCCUCCUGCCCCAAGGCUUUCACUGACCGGGUCCAGCUCCGCAAGCACCAAGCCAGCCACUCCUCAGCCCGCCCCUUCCAGUGCGGCCAGUGCGCCAAGGCCUACAAGACGGCACCGGAGCUGCGCAGCCACGGCCGGAGCCACACGGGGGAGAAGCCCUUUGUGUGCCAGGAGUGCGGCAAAGCUUUCAUGCAGCCCGUCUGCCUCCGGGUCCACCUGGCCCGCCACGCCGGCGACCUGCCCUUCCGGUGCCCACAGUGCGCCAAGGCCUACGGCACCCUCUCCAAGCUGAAGAUCCACCAGCGGGCUCACACUGGGGAGAAGCCGUACGCCUGCGGGGACUGCGGGAAGGCCUUCGCCGACCCCUCGGUCUACCGCAAGCACCGGCGGACCCACGCGGGGCUGCGGCCCUACCAGUGCGGGGCCUGCCAGAAGACUUACGCCGAGCUCAAGGACCUCAAGAACCAUGAGCGCAGCCACACGGGCGAGAAGCCGUUCCUUUGCGCCGACUGCGGGAAGGCUUUCUCCCGCUCCUCCUCCCUGGCUUGCCACCAGCGCAUCCACGCGGCCCACAAGCCCUACCGCUGCGACGACUGCGGGAAGGGCUUCACCCAGCUCUCCUCCUACCAGAGCCACCAGCGCACCCACUCCGGGGAGAAGCCCUACCUCUGCCCGCAGUGCGGCCGCAUGUUCUCCGACCCCUCCAGCUACCGGCGCCACCAGCGGGCGCACCUGGGGGUCAAGCCCUACGGCUGCGACAAGUGCGGCAAGGCCUUCCGACAGCCGGCCGACCUGGCCAUGCAUCACCGCGUGCACACAGGUGAACGCCCCUACAAGUGUCCCCAGUGCGAGAAGACCUUCGUGGCCUCCUGGGACCUCAAGCGGCACCGGCUGGUCCACUCGGGCCACCGCCCCUUCCAGUGCGGGGAGUGCGGCAAGAGUUUCGCCGAGCGUGCCAGCCUCACCAAGCACCAUCGCGUGCACUCUGGUGAACGCCCCUACACCUGCGGGCGCUGCGGGAAGGCCUUUGUGGUGUCCUCCAGCCUCCGCAAACACGAGAGGACCCACGGGGACCGGGCCGGGGAAGACGGGGGUGGCAGGGCUGGCCUAGAUGCCCCAUUCAAUGUCAACCAUGGCCGGCAGGGCCUAGAUGUCCCAUUUGCCACCGGCUACCCCCCGUUGGGCAUGGAGGUGCCAGCCAAUGCCACCAACCAACGGCUGGGCCUAGAGGCACCAAGCAACAUCAAUGAGUACCAUCUUGGCCUAGGCACCUCGGUCAACGCAGGCUACCACCACAGCCUAGUAGCUCCAACCAGUGACCAACAGCCUGGCCUAGAUGAUCCAGUUGAGGCCAGCUACCACCAUGGCCUAGAGGUGCCGCCACCCAGCAACCAACGCCCGGGCCUAGACAAUGCAGUUGACAUCAACUACCACCCCCAAGAUCUCGAGAUGCCUCCUGACAGCCAACGGUCGGGCCUAGACGAUGCAGUUGAUGCCAACUACCACUCGCAAGACCUACAGGCACCACCCAACAGCCAACAGUCAGGCCUAGAUGAUACAGUUGAUGCCAGCUACCACCCCCAAGACCUAGAGGCUCCAGUCAACAGCCAACACUCGGGCCUAGAUAAUCCAGUUGCUGCUAGCUACCAGCAAGACCUAGAGGCACCACCCAAUGACCAACAGUUGGGCUUAGGUGAUCCAGUUCAUGCCAACUACCACCACCAAGACCUACAGGCACCAUCCAGUGACCAACGGCUGGGCCUAGAUGAUCCAGUUGACGCCAGCUACCAUGAAGACCUAGAGGCACCCCCCGAAGGCCAACGCCCAGGCCUAGAGCCCCCAGCCAAGGCUGCAGGGCACCAGGGCCCACCAGCGUGUGCAGAGUGCGGGGAAGUGUUCAGCUCGGUGGGGGAGCUCCGGCGCCACCAGCAGGGGCACCCGGGGUUACGCCCCUUCCCCUGCCCAGCCUGUGGGAAGGCCUUCUUGGACCGGGCCGGGGUGCGCAAGCACCAGCGCAUCCACUCAGGGGUGCGGCCUCACGCCUGCCCCCACUGCGCCAAGGCCUUCCUGGGAGCUUCUGACCUCCGCAAGCACCUGCGCACCCACUCCCCAGGCCCUGGGACCCCGCCCCUUGAAACCCCGCCCCCUGAUGGAUCGUCAUGAGGCCCCACCCACCCCCGGAUAGUGCUUGGAGGACUGGAAGUUCUUUCCCUUUGGAGGUCAGGGGGCAGGGUUCCAUCUUCCCUAGCUCCACCCCCUCCUCUCCCAUUGUGGGUGUGGCCUGGGCGACCCACACUUUAUGGGGGUGGGGCUAGGUGCCCACAAGUUCCUCCCACAGCAGCCAGGGGGCGUGUCUAAGUGCCCACAUGGCCCAUCCUGGUUCUGAAGGGGCGUAGGUAACUGCUGCCUGGCCCCACCCCCUGUGGAUAAGGCUCUUAAGCACCUCCGCCCCAAGAGAGAAGGGUAUUGGAGACCCUUCCCACAGUUAACCACACCCUCACCCUUAACCAUGCCCCUGCAGGGGUGUGGCUUCAUGUACAUAAGCCCCUCCCACUUGCCCUGUGGGAGGCAGUGCUCUAUGGUCCAAUCCCCUCCUCCUCAAAGAGGCAGGACUGUUUCUCCCCUAUGCCCCGCCCACCCUGGGGGGCAUGGCACCCCUCCUGACUGCCUGUGCCACGGGGCAGGGCCACUGGGCCCUGCAUGGCCAGGCCCCGCCCCCUCCCAAUGGGGGCAGGGCUAUGGGAGCCUCACCCUCCUCUGGGACCCCUGGCUGGGGGCUGAGACUGUGUACACGUGUGUGCGUGUGUGUGUGUGUGUGCAGGGCCUGGACGUGCUUGUGGCUGGAGUGGGGGGGACAGGGCGGGGGCGGGGCUGUGGUUCAGGAAGUGAAAACCAACCUGAAGGUGUGAAAUAAACAGCUCCACCCACA